Ruditapes philippinarum (Manila clam) is the source of this 1121-nucleotide messenger RNA. RefSeq lists its product as uncharacterized. Lineage: Eukaryota; Metazoa; Mollusca; Bivalvia; Venerida; Veneridae. Gene Ontology annotation, molecular function: DNA binding. The coding region runs from base 13 to 1035 and encodes 340 amino acids. The record is from RefSeq and is a predicted model, not a curated record. The transcript has 7 exons.
AGCGGUUUCAAAAUGGCAGAGACAAUAUAUCUUUUAGUGCAAUGGGAAGAUCGGUUUCUCAGUAUUAUACAGACAAAAGAUAUUGUUCGACCCAAGAAAGAUGGAAAACUUUAUUACGAAGGCGAACUUAUCGAAGCUGUUUUUCAGAAGAAAACGUAUCACGCUGUGAUUUGUGAGAUCAACACAAACAGGAAAUACAUUCUACAACAAAGUAAGCUUCCGCCAAAAUAUAAUUACCAUGAAGCCAAAGAGAAGUUGAUGAAGGAUAAUACUUUCAACUGUGAAACUACAGCAGGAGUGAGUGAGAAUGAGAUCCCUCUCUGUACCUGGUCCCCUCCAAGGCCUGUAGAAAAAAUGGCAGACAGCAGACCUCAGUCGACUUCUACACAAAACACAGAAUCAGAAGGAGUCGGUGAGAAUGAGAUCCCUCUCUGUACCUGGUCCCCUCCAAGGCCUGUAGAAAAAAUGGCAGAAGGCAGACCUCAGUUGACUUCUACACAAAACACAGAAUCAGAAAGAGUGAGUGAGAAUGAGAUCCCUCUCUGUACCUGGUCCCCUCCAAGGCCUGUAGAAAAAAUGGCAGACAGCAGACCUCAGUUGACUUCUACACUGAAGAAAUGUUCAGAAGGAUCCAGCAGCUCAGAAAAGGAUAAAGACACAAGGACAUACACGUGGGAAGAUGAAUGCAGAAGUCUUCGACGCAAGAUCAGAAAACUAGAAGAUAGGGUGGCCGCUUUGGAGAAACAGCCUAGCCGUGAUGACCAUGAAAUGAGCAAUUAUGAUCAUAUCAGUGACCCACAGGAGUACUUGGUUAAAGUAACAAAAACUAUUUUCAAUGAAAUUGAGCUUAAGAGCCACUCAAGAACUGGGAAAAAAACGGCCAAGUGUUUGACAGAGCCUCGUCCAGCUCUUGACAAGGCUAAAAUGAUGAAACUUGAAUCAAUUGUCAGGACGAAAACAGGCAUGAGCAAGGAACUGUUCUAUAAAAAGUUUGAAAAUUUACAAAAAGUUUUGCGGAGGAAACAAAACAAUUAAAAGAAAAAAUUAGAAAUCCAAAUAAAACACAACCAAAAAAAAGGAAGACAUAUGAAUUACUACGUGUGCAGUGUUAAAUAAAAGCU